Messenger RNA from Haemonchus placei, 624 nucleotides. Lineage: Eukaryota; Metazoa; Nematoda; Chromadorea; Rhabditida; Trichostrongylidae. The record is from the annotation of a GenBank genome assembly.
AUGCAUAUGAACGGCAGCUCAUGGCUUUUCCCUUUGUCAGCGACUGUUCCAGAGGAUAUGUUGGCUAGGUGCCAUCGAGCUCUUCCUCGACCGCCGUUUGAAAACCUCAUGUAUUACAGUUGUGUCACAGCCCUUGUGUUCUGCCUGGUUUGUGUGCUAGCGUGUGCAUACCUAGAAGGCGAUAGAGCUAUUGCCUGUGCAAUUCGUCAGCACCAUUCCACACCUCGGUCCGUAUUUGAUUUGAACAACUUGGACAAUAAAAAGAACGGGCACAGUUCAUCGGCUGAUGGCAGCGGUCAAAGUGGCAGUGGUAAGGGUUCAGUUUCUUGGAACGAAGCACUUCCUUCUGGUCUACAUGCUGCAGCUGACGCUUCGAUGAUUUUACGUGUCUUUUACCAAGCAGCGAAUUCGGUACUGAGAGCAGUGCAUUUUGUGUGGCGAAUUUCGUUACUGUAUAGAAAUGACAAGCAGAACCAACCGAAGAAGGAGAGCAAGAAAAAGAAGAAAGCGCAGGUGUCGGUCAUACACUCAAAAGUGAAAGAAAUCAAAGAUAAGGAAGGCGCUAAGGAAAAAACGGAACCUCAAGCACCAGCCUAUGUAAAGCGUAAGUGCCGCAUUACUUGA